UGUGCUCUCUUUUCUGUGCACAGUGUCAGUCCACUGGUGCAUUUUCAUGGCUGUUUCUCUUAAUUACUUUGAAAUCCGUUUGUGUCUUUUCUCUUACUCUUUUUUUUCUGUCUUUUCUCUGAUUCUGUCAACAAAUAUCAUCCUUCUUUUUUGACAAUUUUAUUUUUGGUUUAACUUUACACUCUUUCUCGCUUCAUUAAAUAAUAAAUAUUGGCCUCCAACUUUCCCAAGAAAGUAUUUUCCUCGUAGUGUUUGUACAACUAAGCAAUGAUGCUAUUGCUCCCUACUUUUUCUCCAAUCAUUUCUGCUUUAAAGAACUUUGAGAUAAAGCCGAUUCAACUUUCCAGUAAAUGUUAUGUUUCUUUAUGAUAAGAGUUAGAUCAUUUGGAUGAUGACCCCAAUCAGUUUCUCUUGCUCUAGAAUUGGAAUUUGAAGCCUAGCUUUGCCUUAGGAUGGAGAUUUUCUGGGUUUCUUUCCGUUUCUUCUUUCCUGCUCUCAUUCUUGCCAUGCUUGUUCCCAUUUCAACUGCACAGCUGACUCGAAGCGAAACCCGAAUUCUUUUCCAAGUUCAGAAGCUCCUUGAGUACCCUGAAGCUCUUCAGGGGUGGACAAAUUGGACCAAUUUCUGUUUCCUCCCUCCCUCACCUUCUCUCAGGAUUGUCUGCUCAAACAAUCGCCUAACUGAAUUGUCUAUUGUCGGAAACAAGAGCUCCCCUUCUCACAGCCCAAAACCUGAUUCUGGGGAAUUUGCUGUUUCUCAGCAAACUCUGUCUGAAAGGUUCUCCAUUGAUCCUUUCUUCACUGUUCUAACAAAGCUUUCAAGCUUGAAAGUGUUGUCACUUGUUUCCUUGGGCUUAUGGGGUCCUUUGCCAGCCAAGAUCAAACGGUUCUGGUCUCUUGAAGUGCUAAAUAUUAGCUCGAAUUUUCUCUAUGGAGAGAUUCCUUCAUCAGUUGCUUCGUUGAAAAGUCUGAGAAGUGUUGUUUUGGCAGAUAAUUUGUUCAAUGGGAGUGUUCCAGAUCUUAAAAGUCUGGUGGCUCUUCAGGAGCUGAAUUUGGGUGACAACCAUCUUGGACCGGAGUUUCCCUCGCUGGGCAACAACCUUGUAAAAAUCAUAUUGAGCAACAAUUCUUUCAGAUCUCAGAUUCCCUCAGAAGUCAUGAACUUCGCUCAGCUCCGGCACUUUGACAUCUCUUCCAAUCACUUUCAGGGACCAAUCCCAUCUUCUCUGUUCUCUCUGCCCUCGAUUCAGAAUCUCAGUUUGUCAGAAAAUCAACUAACCGGGGCUCUUCCUGUGAACACACCAUGCAAUCAUGAGCUUGAGCUUGUAGACAUUUCAAACAACCUUUUGAUAGGAAAACUGCCACCUUGCCUGGUAUCAAAGUCUUCAAAUCGUACUGUACUCUACUCAUGGAACUGUUUGUCUGGAGGGAACUCAAAUUACCAGCAUCCAUUUACAUUUUGCCACAGAGAAGCAUUGGCCGUUAAGCCUCCAAUCAAAAGUGAGGAGCAGAAAUCUCGCAUCAAGCUAGGCCUAGUACUUGGUAUCAUUGGAGGUGUCGUGGCCGUUGCCGGAAUUCUCGGAUUUCUGGUUUUGGUCAUUGUUCGAAGGGCAGCUGGGAGGAGAGAUGAAGAUAACAAAUUUGACAGAUCUGUAGCAGAUAAAAUGUCUGUCCGUGGCUCGCCAAUAUCAAACAUUGAUGCAAGACGUGUACCCCAGACAAUGAGGUUAGCAGCACUGGGGCUCCCACCAUUUCGUGUUUUCACAAUGGAGGAGAUUGAAGAUUUGACAAAUAACUUCGACCCAUCAAAUUUGAUGGGGGAAGAAUCUCAAGGACAGCUUUAUAAAGGCUGGCUAAGAGAUGGUUCAGUGGUCCUGGUGAAAUGCCUGAAAUUAAAGCAAAAGAUUUUGCCGCAGAGCUUGAUGCAGCACAUUGAAGUGCUAUCCCAGCUGAGGCAUAGGCAUUUGGUCAGCAUCCUUGGACACUGCAUUGUCACUUAUCAAGACCGCCCCAAUACAGUUAGCACUGCUUUUAUUGUUUUUGAACACGUCCCAAACGGAUCACUGAGGAAUUAUCUCAAUGAUUGGCGAAAGAAGGAGAUGCUGAAAUGGCCACAGAGAAUGGCAAUCACCAUUGGCGUAGCGAGGGGUGUGCAGUUCCUGCACACGGGGAUUGCACCCGGUAUAUUUGGAAAUAAGUUAAAGAUCGAGAACGUUUUGUUGGAUAAAAGCCUCGCCGCAAAAAUUAGCAGCUAUAACAUUCCCCUGCUAUCUAAGGUAGAUACAGAGAACAUUCUCAGUGGACAGGCCAACCAUCUCAGCAGCACUGAAACUGCAGAAAAAGAAGAUAUUUAUCAAUUGGGCGUCAUCCUGCUUGAGGUUAUAACCGGAAAACUGAUCACAUCAGCCAGUGAGGUGAAUGACCUAAAACAUCAGCUAGAGGAUGGCUUGGCAGAAUCAGCAUCCGAAUUACGGGUCGCAGUCGAUCCAUCCAUUCAAGGAUCUUUUGCAUAUCAAUCACUCAAAACGGCAGUUGAAAUUACCCUCAAUUGCCUCUCCAAAGAUUCAAGCAAGCGCCCUUCAAUAGAAGACGUUCUUUGGAAUUUGCAAUACUCAAUCCAAGUUCAAGAAGGAUGGACUAGCAGUGGAAGCCUAAGUACACAGAUGUAAAAUGCCAGAUUUUCCAGGCUUAAAUGAAAAAACGAAGAACUACCACCAUGUCAUUUGGUCUUUUGCGCUACCAUUCAGUCAUGCAAAUAAAUGUAAAUAGAACUGCCCUUGCCCCUA
Carya illinoinensis is the source of this 2786-nucleotide messenger RNA. RefSeq names its product probable LRR receptor-like serine/threonine-protein kinase At1g14390. Gene Ontology annotation, cellular component: membrane. Bases 453 to 2669 code for a protein of 738 amino acids. Lineage: Eukaryota; Viridiplantae; Streptophyta; Magnoliopsida; Fagales; Juglandaceae. Gene Ontology annotation, biological process: protein phosphorylation. The transcript is spliced from 7 exons. The record is from RefSeq and is a predicted model, not a curated record. Gene Ontology annotation, molecular function: ATP binding; protein kinase activity; protein binding.